Molecule: messenger RNA, 1028 nt
Organism: Loxodonta africana (African savanna elephant)
Lineage: Eukaryota; Metazoa; Chordata; Mammalia; Proboscidea; Elephantidae
Product: taste receptor type 2 member 39
Exons: 1
Coding region: 60-1028 (322 amino acids)
Biological process (GO): detection of chemical stimulus involved in sensory perception of bitter taste; G protein-coupled receptor signaling pathway; sensory perception of taste
Cellular component (GO): membrane
Molecular function (GO): G protein-coupled receptor activity; bitter taste receptor activity
Source: RefSeq, a predicted model, not a curated record
GUGCCCAUCAAACGAAGGAGACAGUCCCUUCACACUCCAAUGCGGAGCAGGGACUCAGGAUGAGCGAGUCCUGCAACUAUCAGGAAAACAAACUGUCACCACUUCUCUUUGUCUUCAUUUUGACCAUCUUAGGCACCGAGUGCAUCAUUGGAAUCAUUGCAAAUGGGUUCGUUGUGGCUGUAAAUGCAGCCGAGUGGGUUCAGAAUAAGGCAGUUCCCACGAGUGGCAGGAUCCUGUUCUCUCUGAGUGCAUCCAGAAUAGCUCUCCAAAGCUUCAUGAUGCUAGAACUCACUCUCAGCUCAACCUUCCCACGUUUUUAUAACCAAGAUGCAGUAUAUGAUGCAUUCAAAGUCAGCUUCAUAUUCUUAAACUAUUGUACGCUCUGGUUUGCUGCCUGGCUCAGUUUCUUCUACUUUGUGAAGAUUGCAGACUUCUCCAACCCUCUUUUCCUCAAGCUGAAAUGGAGACUUUCCAGGUGGAUGCCGUGGCUUCUGUGGCUGUCACUGUUCAUUUCCUUGGGGUUCAGUAUGCCGUUCAUCAAGGACACCUUCACCGUGUACUGUAGCAACGCUUCUUCUAUCCCCUCCUCCAACUCCACGGAGAAGAAGUACUUCACUAAGAUCAAUGUGGUCAACCUGCUCCUUCUCUUCAACCUGGGCAUGUUCCUUCCUUUCAGUAUGUUCAUCCUGGCAGCCACCCUGCUGAUUGCCUCCCUCAAGAGGCAUGCCCUGCACAUGGAAAGCAAUGCCACUGGCUCUAGGGACCCCAGCAUGCAGGCCCACAUGGGGGCCAUCAAAGCCAUCAGUUACUUUCUCAUUCUCUACAUCUUCAAUGCAGUUGCUCUAUUUCUCUAUAUGUCCAACUUCUUUGAUAUCACCAGUCCCUGGAACAUUUUGUGCAAAGUCAUCAUGGCGGGCUACCCAGCUUGUCACUCAGUUCUGCUGAUCUUGGACAACCCUGGACUGAGAAGAGCCUGGAAGCGGCUUCAGCACCGAGUUCAUCUCUAUCUAAAGCAGCAGACUCUGUGA